AUGGAUCCACAAUACAAAACCCCACAUAACAGAACAACAGGAAUUCGAGAAUCCACAAUACAGAUGAAAACAACAGAAGCGGAAUUAGAGAUCAUAAACAAGUUGUUUGAUGAGUGCAUGAACAAAGAAUGGAAACAAGUUUCAAGCACUUACUCCACUCAUGGCUUUGUUCGUCCAGCGAAGCUCAAUAAGUCAGAAGACACGGCUCUGCAUUUAGCUAUCAACUGUUACAACCCGAGGCAUCCAUCCAAAGAUCAUCUGCGGUGCAUUAAAGAGAUGGUGACUAAGAUACCUAAUGAUGAAGUGUUGUACAUCUUAAAAUUGAAGAAUGACACAGGAGACACCCCUCUUCAUCUCGCGGCUCAACUUGGAAACGUUGAAAUCUGUACAUGUAUUCUUACCAAAGUCAUGGAACCCCACAAAGCUCAUGAACUCAUCCGGGAGCGAAAUAACUUAAAGCAGACUCCACUUUUCCUGGCAGCUCAUCGUGGCACGGUGGAUGCAUUUCAAUUACUUUAUGAGGAGAUUAAGGCAAGAGAAGAUCGAAUCUAUCUGUGUAGGAUGGAAAAGGGGGAAACUAUUCUGCACUCUACUUUGUCUUCGGAAUACUUGGAAUUGGCCUAUGACAUAAUUGAAAAAUUUCCAGAGCUUGUGAAUUAUGUGAAUGAGGAUGGCACAUCUCCCCUGGAUAUUCUAGCCAGGAAGCCACAUGUAUUCAAGAGCAGCAGCAAUCUCGAAUCCUAUGAGAGCAUUAUCUACUACUGUACGGACGUUAGACACUUUUACAGACGAAUAUUUACUGAAGACGAUGAUCAUUUUUCAUUCCCGGAAAACUGGAGGACACUUGUGGACUUCUGCGAGCUCAUUUGGAAUUUCAUGAAGAAUAUUUUGAUGGGCAUUGGAAAUACUUUUAAAAUAACUGCAAAACAAAAUAAUGAUCCAGAGAAUCAAGACCGUCAACCUCACGGCUGCGCAGCAUUAUUUCAAGUUUCAGGUAACAUAAAAUAUAAUAAAGGGACAGAUGAAGACGACCAAAUGCCUGUAGGAGCAUUUCUCAGAAUUCGUUACUACACCGUCUACACAGUUAUUGUUUUCCUCAAGUUUGUAAUCAAAUACAUGCUCGUCAUCAUACUGGGAAUUGGAUCUCGUAGGUUAUCGGUAAUCCAAAAAAGAAAAGAAAUGCACACAUGGGCAGUCGAGAUUUUAAAAAAAUUGAUCCUCAAUGAAGCUACUUACAAGUAUCUGCAUUCUGGGGGUAAACCUCUGCAUCCUGUGGAAGAUCCAAACAAACCAAUUGACCUUCCUAUCACACCACCUGAUACAGAGGAAACAAUAUCACAGCAAAAAGAGAACCACCCUGCACUGCCUGCAGGUAAACAAUAUAAUCUAUUCUCCAACUAG
Messenger RNA from Ipomoea nil (Japanese morning glory), 1401 nucleotides. RefSeq lists its product as uncharacterized. The record is from RefSeq and is a predicted model, not a curated record. Gene Ontology annotation, molecular function: protein binding. The transcript has 6 exons. The coding region runs from base 1 to 1401 and encodes 466 amino acids. NCBI's taxonomy places the organism in Eukaryota, Viridiplantae, Streptophyta, Magnoliopsida, Solanales, Convolvulaceae.